AGGGGGAUCUUCCUGGACACCAUUCUUCCCAAAUAUAAUGUGAAUGGGAUGCAGCCUUCCAUUGGACAGAGAACCCGGCUAAGCAAAGGAGAUAUUGCCCAGGCGCGCAAACUCUACAAAUGCCCGGCUUGUGGAGAAACACUGCAAGACAGUCAAGGGAAUUUCUCCUCACCUGACUUCCCCAAUGGAUAUUCUGAACACAAGCAUUGUAUCUGGAGGAUAUCCGUCACACCGGGGGAAAAGAUCAUUCUGAACUUUACAUCCCUGGAUCUAUACCGCAGCCGGCUUUGUUGGUAUGACUACGUGGAGGUGAGAGACGGAUUCUGGAGGAAAGCUCCCCUACGAGGUAGAUUCUGUGGAAAUAAACUCCCGGAUUCUAUUCUCUCCACCGACAGCCGCCUUUGGAUCGAAUUCCGCAGCAGCAGCAACUGGGUUGGCAAAGGAUUCUUUGCAGUCUAUGAAGCCAUCUGUGGAGGAGACAUGAAGAAAGACAACGGGCACAUCCAGUCUCCCAACUACCCUGAUGACUAUCGACCCAAUAAAUUGUGUACUUGGAAGAUUACUGUUUUGGAAGGAUACCACGUCGGCCUCACGUUCCUGUCCUUUGAGAUCGAGCGUCACGACAAUUGUGCUUACGACUACCUGGAGAUUCGGGAUGGCAGUUCAGAGUCAGACCCUGUGAUUGGAAGGUAUUGUGGUUAUGACAGGCCCGAUGAUAUCAAGAGCACCUCCAACAAGUUAUGGAUGAGGUUUGUGUCUGAUGGGUCCAUCAACAAGGCUGGCUUUGCGGUUAACUACUUCAAAGAAGUGGAUGAGUGCUCACGACCAAACAACGGUGGAUGCGAGCAGCGUUGUGUGAAUACUCUGGGUAGCUACAAGUGUGCCUGUGAACCUGGCUAUGAGUUGGCUCCCGACAAACGCAAGUGUGAAGCUGCCUGUGGCGGGUUCCUCACCAAACUCAAUGGCUCCAUCACAAGCCCUGGAUGGCCGAAGGAAUAUCCGCCCAACAAGAACUGUAUCUGGCAGCUGGUGGCACCUACUCAGUAUCGCAUAUCCCUGCUAUUUGACUUCUUUGAGACAGAAGGCAAUGACGUGUGCAAGUAUGAUUUUGUGGAAGUGCGCAGCGGCCUCACUUCUGAAGCCAAGCUCCAUGGGAAGUUUUGUGGAGCAGAGAAACCCGAGGUAAUCACCUCCCAGUACAACAACAUGCGCAUUGAAUUCAAGUCUGACAACACCGUUUCCAAGAAAGGCUUCCGAGCUCACUUCUUCUCAGACAAAGAUGAAUGCUCGAAGGAUAACGGGGGAUGCCAGCAUGAAUGUCUCAACACUUUUGGUAGCUAUGAGUGCCAGUGCCGCAGUGGCUUUGUGCUACACGACAACAAGCAUGACUGCAAAGAAGCUGGCUGUGAUCACAAGAUGACAUCCAUCACUGGAACCAUCACCAGCCCAAACUGGCCUGAUAAAUACCCAAGCAAGAAGGAAUGUAGCUGGGCAAUAACAACUACACCAGGACACCGUAUCAAAUUGACCUUCAGAGAGCUGGAUAUCGAACUCCACCAGGAAUGCACAUAUGAUCACGUAGAGGUUUACAACGGAAAAGAUGCGAAAGCUUCCGUUCUGGGACGAUUUUGUGGAUCGAAAGAACCGGAUCCUAUCAUCUCUACUAGCAACAGGAUGUUCCUCAGAUUUUUUUCAGACAACUCCAUUCAAAAGAAAGGCUUCGAGGCAGCCUAUACAUCAGAAUGUGGGGGCCAGAUGCGAGCUGAGGUAAAAACCAAGGAUCUCUAUUCCCACGCGCAAUUUGGAGACAACAAUUAUCCCGGGGGUUCAGACUGCGAAUGGGUGAUUGUGGCGGAGGAAGGCUAUGGGGUUGAACUCAUCUUCCAAACCUUUGAGAUUGAAGAAGAGGCUGACUGUGGCUAUGACUACAUGGAACUUUUUGAUGGUUACGAUGGAACAGCUCCACGUCUUGGACGCUAUUGUGGCUCUGGGCCUCCAGAAGAGGUCUACUCCGCUGGGGACUCCGUGAUGGUCAGAUUUCACUCAGAUGACACCAUCAACAAGAAGGGCUUCCAUCUACGGUACACCAGCACCAAAUUCCAGGACACGCUGCACACACGGAAGUGAUCUCCCAGGCUCCCCAAACCCCCUUCAAGUGAGAACAGCCUUCCCUUACUUGAGGGACAGGUUCCCACCGUUUGCAAAAAAAACAAAACAAAAAACGAAAACGAAAAGAAAAGAAAAUGGAGAAAAUUCACAUAAACUGGAAGGAGAAAUACACAGUACACCUCAGAGUGCAAAACACUCUCACAGAAAUAAAGGUGCUGUCAGCUGCUCGGGGCCUACGUGGACUAGGCUCAGGGUUAUUGGGGGACCCUUUGAUUUUAGUUUUUUUUUGGACGUCCAUUCCUGUGCCUCUUUUCUUUUUUUUUUGGCCGGAGUAUCUCCAGGAUUAACCACUUUGCAGCUUCCAUCUGAGUUUCUGAUGGUUUAUGACAGAGCUGUCCAAACGUGGCCAUUUUAUGAUCUGUGGACUUCAACUCCCAGAAUUCCCCAGCCAGCCAUGCUGGCUGGGGAAUUCUGGGAGUUGAAGUCCACAGGUCUUAAAAGUGUCUAGUUUCGACACCCCUGGUGUAUGGUUUAAAAUAAAGCCAGUGUUUUCCUUUACAAAUUCCAUAAAGCGAGUUUACCGGCAGAGAUGUCGGCCAAUACAAAUACAUAGUGGAGAGGCUACCAGGCUGGCGGAAGCUGUGUCUGUCGUAAUGAUGUAAUAAAUACGCUUUCUUGUACUCCUAAACAGAUGCCCAUCGGCCUCUUUCCAACUUUACCAUUUGUACCAUUUUUUUUAAAAAAAAAUUCUUUCAUCUCCAAGAAAAAAAAAAUAUGUAACUUGAAAAAUGUCUUGCUCCUUCCUUCACUAACUUCUUUUUUUAAAUUAAAAUUUGAAUUGAAACAAAAA
Molecule: messenger RNA, 2959 nt
Organism: Pantherophis guttatus
Lineage: Eukaryota; Metazoa; Chordata; Lepidosauria; Squamata; Colubridae
Source: RefSeq, a predicted model, not a curated record